This is a messenger RNA of Pteropus alecto (black flying fox), 4550 nucleotides long. It is a transcript of the gene PFKFB2, whose product is annotated as 6-phosphofructo-2-kinase/fructose-2,6-biphosphatase 2. Gene Ontology annotation, molecular function: ATP binding; fructose-2,6-bisphosphate 2-phosphatase activity; 6-phosphofructo-2-kinase activity. Gene Ontology annotation, biological process: fructose 2,6-bisphosphate metabolic process; fructose metabolic process. Gene Ontology annotation, cellular component: cytosol. Lineage: Eukaryota; Metazoa; Chordata; Mammalia; Chiroptera; Pteropodidae. The record is from RefSeq and is a predicted model, not a curated record. The coding region runs from base 203 to 1759 and encodes 518 amino acids. The transcript is spliced from 15 exons.
CCCAGCCCUAUUAGUUGCCAAGCAACGAUGCAACCAACCUCCAUAGUGCUGGGAAACUUGGGAACUUGUCGUCUUUCUCCUUCAUGAUUCCAUCCUCCUUCAGAAGCCAGCGUCAGCGAUUCCGAUUUGAGCUCCGCCCUCUAGAGCCUGCGGGCGCUGGAUUGGUGGAUGAUUCUCUCCAGACAUCUCCUGAAGAGCUGCCAUGUCUCUGAAUAAUGUAUCUUCUUCAGAACAGAGCAACAGUAGCUAUGAAACCAAAGCCUCAAAUCUUCGAUUAUCAGAGAAGAAAUGUUCAUGGGCAUCCUACAUGACUAACUCUCCUACUCUCAUCGUUAUGAUUGGCUUGCCAGCCCGGGGCAAAACCUAUGUGUCCAAGAAACUCACACGCUACCUCAACUGGAUUGGGGUGCCCACCAAAGUGUUUAAUCUCGGGGUGUACCGGCGUGAAGCAGUCAAGUCCUAUAAGUCUUAUGACUUCUUCCGGCAUGACAACGAGGAGGCCAUGAAGAUCCGCAAGCAGUGUGCUGUGGUGGCGCUGAAGGACGUUAAGGCGUAUCUCACUGAGGAGAGCGGGCAAAUUGCGGUGUUUGAUGCCACCAAUACCACUAGGGAGAGGAGGGACAUGAUUUUGAACUUUGCAAAGGAGAAUUCCUUCAAGGUGUUCUUUGUGGAAUCUGUCUGUGAUGAUCCUGAUGUCAUUGCUGCCAACAUCCUGGAGGUAAAGGUGUCAAGCCCUGACUACCCUGAAAGGAACAGGGAGAAUGUGAUGGAAGACUUCCUAAAGAGAAUUGAGUGCUACAAAGUUACCUAUCGACCCCUGGACCCAGACAACUAUGACAAGGAUCUUUCUUUCAUCAAGGUGAUAAAUGUGGGCCAGCGAUUUUUAGUGAACAGAGUCCAGGACUACAUCCAGAGCAAGAUAGUCUACUACCUCAUGAAUAUCCACGUCCAGCCUCGCACCAUUUACCUGUGCCGGCACGGAGAGAGCGAAUUCAAUCUCUUGGGGAAGAUUGGGGGUGACUCCGGCCUCUCCGUGAGGGGAAAACAGUUUGCCCAGGCUCUAAGGAAGUUUCUGGAAGAACAGGAGAUAGUAGACCUCAAAGUAUGGACGAGCCAGUUGAAGAGGACUAUCCAGACUGCUGAAUCCCUGGGUGUGACCUAUGAGCAGUGGAAGAUCCUCAAUGAGAUUGAUGCUGGCAUGUGUGAAGAGAUGACCUAUGCAGAGAUUGAGAAGCAGUACCCAGAGGAGUUUGCACUUCGGGAUCAAGAGAAAUAUCUGUAUCGGUAUCCUGGUGGGGAGUCAUACCAGGACCUGGUGCAGCGGCUGGAGCCUGUCAUCAUGGAGCUGGAACGUCAGGGCAACGUCCUCGUCAUCUCCCACCAGGCUGUCAUGCGCUGCCUCCUGGCCUACUUCUUGGAUAAGGGUGCAGAUGAGCUACCAUACUUGAGGUGCCCUCUCCAUACCAUCUUCAAACUUACUCCUGUGGCCUAUGGGUGCAAAGUGGAAACCAUUAAACUCAACGUGGAGGCCGUGAACACUCACCGUGACAAGCCAACUAACAACUUCCCCAAGAACCAAACCCCUGUAAGGAUGAGAAGGAACAGCUUUACGCCUCUGUCCAGUUCGAAUACAAUAAGGCGUCCAAGAAAUUACAGUGUUGGGAGCCGGCCCCUCAAGCCCCUCAGCCCUCUUCGUGCCCUGGACAUGCAAGAAGGGGCCGACCAGCCGAAGACCCAAGUCAGCAUUCCGGUGGUGUAACCGUGUGUCUCCCUCCAGUCUUGGCCUCCUGCCCUUGUCACUAAUCACCAAGGAAUCAUUUAACUUCGGACCCCUACCCCUGACACCCCAUCAUGAAUCUUAACACAGAGAGUGAGGCCGUGUGUUUCCAGACCACCCUUAGCUAUUCUGCAGUGUGAAACAUCUCCCUGCCCAGGGGCGAGUGGACGAGUUGGGUGUUUUAGGUCACGUCCUCAGUUGGGGUGGUCAGGAGGAGGAAAAGGGAAGGGAUACAUCCCUUUAGGGUGAUUAGCACAGAAGGGGCUGAGGCUAAGCAUGCCCGAUAUACUUGGUUUUUGUCCAUUUGGUGUCUAAACUCCUUGAAGUCCUUGUGUUGGUAAAUUGUCGGGAGUGUGGGGGUGGGGGUGGGCAGGGUGGAGGGGAACACAGAAGCCCAUUUUUCCUUCGCCUUCGUCUCUUCGAGAUAUGCUUUACUCACAGACCUUAACUGCCUGCUUUCUUCCCCCUCCCCCUUUUCCCUUUCGGAUUGUCCAGUGUGAUGCAUGUCAUUGUCAUUGUGGUGUCUGUCUAGGAGGGAAGGGGAGGUUGGCGAGAGAGAAGUCAAGGCUCCAUUGAUGCUCGCUGCAGUGGGCCUAAAUGGAUCUGCACGGGGGGAGCCUUUCUUUUCCCUUCUCCCUUUCUCUCAAGCCAGGUCCUGCAAGGGUCAGCCUAGGCUGUAGAACAUCCACAGAUGCUCUGGAGCCUGCAAGUGGAUAUAGGGUGAGAGUUCUUGCCUCUUUUCAUGAGAAACGGUCCUAAGGCUUUGAUGCUCUGGGGGAAGGAAGCUGGCUCUGAGUGUGCGGGAAAUAUCUUGGUUCGUAUUUUUCACUUCAAGAGACAGGCAUAGGUCUUUUGCUGGCUGUGGAGCGAGAUUUAGAAGAGCAGGGUGUUCCCUAGCACCUGCAGGGCUUUUGGAGGAUGGGUCACAUCUUUUCUUCAGUGGCUCUCAGCUUCUUUGCCAACCCCUGCAAGCCGGUAACUUUUAGGGCUGUUUAGAAGAACAGUGUUGGAUUUAGGAGUCAUCAUUGAUGUUUGAGUCACUGAAGUUAAAAGGCAAAGUAGAGUUCACUAGACCUGCUUAUUAUUUUUAAAACUCUCCUUUUUAAGUUGAAAAGUCUAGAUGAGUCUUUAGGACUCUGUGGGGGGUCCAGCUCUUUACUGCUUUUAUUUACCUACUCACUUCUGUAAUUUUAUUUUCUCUAUAGGCCUAAACAGGAAAUAUUUAGAGCAGGGAUUCUUGGCCUCUUGGUGGCCCAUGAUAGCAUGCUCCUCCCCGCAAAUUUGUAUGCAAAACGUAUGAAUAUGUGGACAUUUUUCCGAGAAGCAAGUCUAGAGUUCUCAUGAGAUUUUUAAAAGAGAAAGAUGACUCCCCAUCCUAAAGUUAUCAAUUUCUCUUUAGAGGUAACCAGUAAAAACAAGUUAGCUAUUUGCCAAGGGUGUUUUUGAUAACAGAAGACCUUUUGUCAUGGUUGUCACUAGGGGUGUUCAUUCGAAUCUCCUUUAGAACUUGUGAAACUUGUACCCGUGCUUGGAUCUCCUUUAGGCUUAACAGUAACUCAGAAUCUCUGGGAUUGGGGUCUGGACAUGGGUGUGUUAAAACAGCUUCACUAAUGAUUUCGAUUCAUACUCACUUCAGGUUAAACUCCAUUUUAUGAAGUUGGGUAGAAAAAUAUGGGAUAGUAUUUCUUUGGACAAAACAUCAACCUAGGAAUUCUGAAUUCCUCAUAGUUCUUCAAGGACAGUUCUUUGGAGUUCAGUGUUCAGCAGAUCACCAUAUUAAAUGAGGUGAUCCCAUUGAAAUCAGGCUGCCAUGUUUUAGAGGGUUAUUCUAGGUUCUAGUUCCAUCUUUAACUGUUGACAUUGCAAGAUGAUGUGGAACAAAUCACGACAUAAAUAACCGUCCUUGACUGAUAGCUGGGAAUUUUAAGCACCCUGGAGAUAGGCACUGACAUAAAACCAGUAAGAUGAUAAAAGUUAUCAGCAUGGGCAACUGACUGGUGACCUCGACUGUUUUAUUCUUAUAUCUUGACUAGGACAGCACAGCCAAUUACUAGAAGCCGCUUGCCUAGGUUCUGCUUGAAAUCAUGUCCAAGGUAUAAAGUAAUGUGCUCUUCCUGUUUAGCCAUUUACAUAACAUGUACUUAGUGUCUUAGUUUGUGGGGCUUUCGGCUGGGUGAGGGUGGGGUGGGGUGGGGAAGGGUACACAGAAAUAGAAGAAAACGUGCUUGUCCUGAAGAAGGUUAUUUUAGAGACAGGACAUGUAAUUUAAAAUAGCGAACAUUUGCAGAAGAGCACUGUGCUGAGUCUCUAAGUGUGGACACUGAAGUGGAGUACAGAUUGCUUCUGACUUUUCUCUUGUCGUAUGGCCAUGAGACUAAAAGAGUGGCGAGGCGGGAAUGCGUCCUCCCCUCACCCUCACAUUAGAAUGAGGCAUGGUCUAGGAGGUCCGUAUGGCACUUUUACGAGGUUGCCUUAUCUAACUUUGACUUGUGGUAUCUUUAGCCCAAAUGAUCAUUCAUUUAGUCUUUCCUCCCGCUGUGUGGUCAGCGCUAAUGAAUGAGAAGGAGGAGCAUUUUGACCCAAAGACUUUGGAUUCGAACUGUACAUACUCUUAGAGAAAGAAGUCUCUAAUGAACUAGCAUUAUGUCGCCUUGUUGCAAACCCCAGCAUUAGCCACAGGUCACUGGGAUGUUCAUGUUAAUGAUUUCUCCACUCUCCCCCUCUGCUAGUUUGCUUCCCCCAGAAGAGGAGCCUGAGGUGGUCUUAUUAGUCU